UAAAAAAUUGAACAGAAGCUUGCAAAUCGUCUCCCACGAGAGUUUGUUAGAUUGAUGUGAGACGUUAGGGUCUCCGACUAAGAAGUAGGUAUGAUGAUUUCGAUCGCUAGAAAAGUAGAGAGUUUAGGUCCAUGCCUCCAGCGAACCGCCCACCAAAUCCGGUUCGCAAGAACUGAUGCCCAUUCGGCUCCCCCAGCCCGGAGGCGGGGCAAGUUCGCGGCGGCCAAGCUGAGGAAACCCGACGAGAAGUCGGAGUGGUGGGUGGUCGACGGCGAAAUGCACGAAAUCGGCGACAACGUGCCGCCCAGAGAGAGGUUCGUGAUCCCUAGAGACAACAUCCCUAACAGGCGUCGCAAACAGCUCAGAGACCAGUUCAUGCGCCGGACUCGUCUCGUUAUCAAAGAAUCGGAGCAUGAGCCAUGGUGCAAAAGGUAUAUGGAACUCUAUCAGGAGCUUAGAGAGAAUUGGGAGAGACUUUAUUGGGAUGAGGGCUACUCUAAGAAAAUUGCUCAAACUCACGCAAAUUAUGACUCCGCUGAAGAUGAUGAUCAAGACUUUUCACCAUACAGGAGUAGGCAACCCCAAGCUGAUCAAAUGAAGUACCAAAGUAUGGGGAGAAAUGGCCAAGGCGAUAAUCGGGAAAAGGUUAACCAAAUCCGUGACAAGUUUGAAUAUGACAGAGAGAGAAGAACGAGAGAGAAAGCCUUUGCACCUAUGAACAGAGGAACUGGUUUUGACUCGGAAGAUUCAGCCUCCAAGAAUCAGCCAUUCGACCCUCGUAGAUACUUUCCCCAAGAUGAAAGCGACUGACUGAUGAUGGACUGUCAAAGGUUUAAUGUGAAAAAGUCUGUGGACUCUACUUUUUUCCGACGAGGAACCUCAAGAUUCACAGAUUAUCAUCCUAGCAACAGAGAUCUGCAGCAGAAGCAUCAAGAAGUUAAGGUCUUGAUCAUCAUCUAACAAAUCUGGAGAGGGGGUUUUAAAGACAAUUUGACAACACGUUGCAACCUGAUGACUUCAAACCGAGAUUUACGCUUGGUUUUGCAUAAUUCCAUUAUAGACAUUGUUUGUAUAUGAUUUGGUUCCCAUGGUGUUUUUAUAGUCUUGAUAAAUCUAGAUCAUGGAUGAAAAUGCUUCUAGGAAACAUGGAUGCCAGAAGGAAAAGAAAAUUUAGCAUUAAUUUGUGUUGUUACUACACUAAUUAUGCUCUUCAAUGCAUCAUUUCAAAAGCAUUAUAUAUUGUGGUAACAAUGUUGUACUGAUCAAGAUCUAAUAUAUAUAUAUAUGUAUAUAUAUAUUAAGAGGAAUGAAAAAUUUCUUUGUUUACAA
Messenger RNA from Cornus florida, 1329 nucleotides. RefSeq lists its product as uncharacterized. The transcript has 5 exons. The record is from RefSeq and is a predicted model, not a curated record. The coding region runs from base 91 to 810 and encodes 239 amino acids. Lineage: Eukaryota; Viridiplantae; Streptophyta; Magnoliopsida; Cornales; Cornaceae.